This is a messenger RNA of Xyrauchen texanus (razorback sucker), 809 nucleotides long. RefSeq names its product troponin I, fast skeletal muscle-like. The transcript is spliced from 7 exons. Bases 123 to 647 code for a protein of 174 amino acids. NCBI's taxonomy places the organism in Eukaryota, Metazoa, Chordata, Actinopteri, Cypriniformes, Catostomidae. Gene Ontology annotation, biological process: muscle contraction. The record is from RefSeq and is a predicted model, not a curated record. Gene Ontology annotation, cellular component: troponin complex.
GGCUUAAAUAUCGUACUUAAGCGCAGUCCCACCGUGAGAGGUCUGCCUCCUUCAGACAAUCUCCAGGUCUUCACCACUGUCGUAUUUUCUAAUAUAGGAGGGGAAAACAACUGGUGGCCAAGAUGUCUGAAAAAAAGAUGACAUCGAGCCGCCGGCUCACUCUCAAGAGUUUGUUGCUUGCCAUUGCCAAGACUCUUCUGGAGAAAGAAGCCAUUCAAAUCAUUAAGGACAAGGAGAAUUACCUGACAGAACACUGCCACCCUCUGUCCUUGCCCGGAUCUACACAGGAUUUGCAGGAGCUCUGCAGGAAGCUGCACCAGCAAAUCGACCAAAUAGAUGAAGAGAGAUAUGACAUGGAGUCCAAAGUGCAGAAGGCAACAAAAGAGGUUGAUGAUCUGAAGAUUAAGGUGGUCGACCUGGUAGGCAAGUUCAAGAAACCCGCCCUGAGGAAAGUCAGAAUGUCUGCUGAUCAGAUGCUUCAGGCUCUGCUCGGCUCCAAACACAAGGUGUCACUGGAUCUGAGAGCCAACCUGAAACAAGUCAAGAAGGAGGUCAAAGAAGAGGUUCAAGAAGUCGACUGGCGUAAGAACAUUGAGGACAAGGCCGGUAUGGACGGCAGAAAAAAGAUGUUUGAGGGCGAGGCCUAACGUCAUGGAAACUGUGCAGUCUUUCAUCUUUUUGCAGUAGUUGUAUGUUUGUUCUGGUAUCAGUGCCUCCAACCAGCAUUUGUUUUUAGCAGUAUAUAUGUCCUGAAAGAGUAAUGUAUUAUUGCAGAGCCACUACCAUUAAAUAAAUGCUUUGAGAAAGAA